This is a messenger RNA of Sapajus apella (tufted capuchin), 336 nucleotides long. Its product is annotated as cancer/testis antigen 55-like. NCBI's taxonomy places the organism in Eukaryota, Metazoa, Chordata, Mammalia, Primates, Cebidae. The record is from RefSeq and is a predicted model, not a curated record. The coding region runs from base 1 to 336 and encodes 111 amino acids. The transcript is spliced from 3 exons.
AUGCUCAGGCUUCUGAGACAGGCUUUGGCCUUCUUCCAGAGGAAGGCAGACCCCACACAGCGGCAGGGCCCACAGCAACAGGGGCUCCCACAAGGUGGCACCACAUUGAAAACUGUGCAGGGAUUUGUGACAAAUGUCUCUAGUAAUUACGGCUUGAUUAAUGAGUUGAACUACAGCAGUAGUGAUAUUGUCACUGACAAUGUGGCUCUGAAAGUUGGACAAAAAGUUACUGCAGUUGCAAAAGAAGAUAAACCAUCUCAUGGAUUGAAAGCUAUCAAAAUUGGCUGUGAUGAAAAGUUCACACUUUUUCUCCAUUUAACUUUGUUAAAUCAGUAA